CCAUUAAAUGAGUACUAAAUAAAAUAACUAGUAUUGUUUUUUUCACUUAUCUCCGUCACAUGAGCUAAGAGAAAUCAGAGACCAAAAGUUCAACGAGAAAUUCUCACUAGAUCUCUUAGUAACCAUGGAACCUGAGAUGGUGCGACUACCCAUUCAUGAGCACUGGCUGACACCUGCAAGAGAUAAUCGGUGGGGUAAAUGUUGUGGACUCCAAUUCAAAACUAUCAGUGAUGGCUACAACUGCAGAAAAUGUCGUUAUUUCUUCCAUAAGAGUUGCAGCAACUGCCCUAAAGAGAUCAACCACCCUUCUCACAAGUGUGAUAAGAAUCUUUCUCUUAUUACAAAUUUUGCCAGCUGGAGUGUGAGAUGCCGUACAUGUAAAGAGACAAUCCAGCCCUAUAUCCAGAACUAUGAAUGUCAGCGCUGUGAAUUCAACAUCCAUUUGGAUUGUUUCAAGUACCCACCACCGAAAGUCAUUGAUUUUCCCCAGAACCAUGACCACAAACUCAAGCUAGAGAUGGUGAGAAGCUCCUUCACCUGCUUUACUUGUGGGAAGGGAGGCAGUGGAUAUCCUUACAAAUGCCAUGAAUGCGAUUUGGCAUUCCAUGUGGAUUGCGAAAAGUAUGGAGCAGAGGUAAACCACCCUUCCCACUCCUUACACACACUAAAACUCAUCACUGGUAAACCACCGGCUUAUACUGAUGGGAAUUGUAGUUUAUGUGGGAAAAAGAUUUUUGACGAAAUGUUUUAUCACUGUUCCGCUUGUAACUUUACUUUGGAUUUGCGAUGUGUUUCUCUUCCACCACCACUAAAUCUUCACGACCAAAACACCCACAACCAUGAACUAACCCUUAUGCCAAAAUUGAUCUCUUUUACUUGCACCACUUGCGGCCUCCAUGGAGAUCGAAGCCCAUAUGUCUGUCUUCAAUGCAAUUUCACUUCCCAUAACAAUUGCUCUGGAUUUCCAUGGGUCAUCAAUAUCAACCGCCAUGAUCAUCGCGUUUCUCGCACUUCUCUUCUUGGUAUUAUUGAUUCAGUAUGUGGUGUUUGUCGUAAGAAAAUGGAUUGGAGUUGUGGGGGAUAUUCUUGUAAGAGGUGUUCUGAGUCUACAUUUCAUACCAAAUGCGCUACUAGAGAAGAUGUUUGGGAUGGAAUAGAGAUGAAAGAUGAGCCUGAAGAAGAUGAACCUAUGGAACCAUUCGAGGUGAUUAGUGAAGGUAUAAUACGACAUUUCAGCCAUAUAGAGCAUAACUUAAGACUGGACAAGUCUGGUACCUUUGUUGAGGAGAGAAGUUGCAAGGCAUGUGCUUAUCCUAUCUAUCAUGAUCCCUUCUACAGUUGUAUGAGUUGUGAUUUUCUUCUACACGAGAACUGUGCUAAACAUCCUACACGAAAACGUCAUGUGCUAAGCAAUAAACCGUAUAUUCUACAUGCAUCUCAACGUAACUACUCUAAGUGUAAGGCUUGUGGAGUAUUUUUUAAUUGUUUCAUAUACGGUACUUUUCCGUUUGGAUUAGAUGUGCGAUGUGCCUCCUUUUCUGGGUCACUUGUCCAUCCAAGUCACCAACAUCCCUUGUUUUACACAUCACCAAAAGGAGUAUGUAGUGCUUGCAACAAGGAAACAUCUCACGUGCUCAGAUGCGUUGAAGAUAAGUGUGGAUACGCCUUGGAUUUCAAAUGCGCUCUAUUACCACAUGAGGUCAAGCAUAGAGUCGACGAUCAUUUUCUCUCUUUAUGCUAUGGUGAAAGAGAUGCAAGUGGUAAAUAUUGGUGUGAUAUUUGCGAGAAAGAAACUGAUCCAACAAAAUGGUUUUACACUUGUAAAGAUUGUGGGGUAACUUUGCAUACCAAUUGUGUGCUCGGAGAUUUCCGAGGCCUGGAACCGGAAACAAAUAUAGUAUUGGAUGAUGACCGGAUGCAGAUGACACUUUACGAGACCGUUCGCAACAAUAGUAUGUCUCGACCAGUUUGUUAUAAAUGUAAGUACCAUUGCAUUUUCCCUAUCAUCUUGAAAGUCACCGACGAAGAUAAAUACUUUUGCUCUAUCAGUUGCUGUGACAUUAAAACCCUUCCCUUCUACAACUAAAAUUGAUCUUGGUGUUGUUUUUGUUUCCACGUUUGUAAUUUUGUUACGUAUACUUGGAUCGGAUCCGCACUACAUCGCGGGAGAAAAUUUAUUUUAUGAAUUAGUGUGAUUUAGAUUUGUAAGUGUGUUUGUAUUAUCCAUAUUGUUGAUUUUUCCAGAAUAAUAUAAGCAGAGAUAUCACGG
Messenger RNA from Arabidopsis thaliana (thale cress), 2269 nucleotides. Its product is annotated as Cysteine/Histidine-rich C1 domain family protein. NCBI's taxonomy places the organism in Eukaryota, Viridiplantae, Streptophyta, Magnoliopsida, Brassicales, Brassicaceae. The transcript has a single exon. The record is from RefSeq and is marked reviewed. The coding region runs from base 125 to 2086 and encodes 653 amino acids.